Messenger RNA from Canis lupus familiaris (dog), 6191 nucleotides. RefSeq names its product spermatogenesis-associated protein 31D3-like. The transcript has 7 exons. The record is from RefSeq and is a predicted model, not a curated record. Bases 1526 to 6070 code for a protein of 1514 amino acids. Lineage: Eukaryota; Metazoa; Chordata; Mammalia; Carnivora; Canidae.
AACUGGAAUGUUUUCACAUUUCUGAAUAGCGGAAGAAAAGAAUCUCUGAGCUUUGGCUCCACAUUCUUGGAUAUUGAUGGUCUUUUCCUCUUCCUCUGUGUGUGGGGAGUACUGCUUUUGCUCCUGAGGUGUCUGGUUGGGAUUCCAUUUCCUUGUUGGAGAACCAAACCCAUCCACAAGUUAAGGAAUCCCAGGGAGCCUUCAACCCAGAUUCUUAGGGUUUCCAUUGCUAAUCUCAAUUUCCCAGAGGGUUUGGUACGGCCAAUGACACAACUCGAUUGGGAAGUGUAAAGAAAGAUUGGACGGUCACUCCUGUAGGAAAGAGAUGUGGCAGGCCUAAAGGUUAAGGAGGGACGAAGGUUUCUUAUUUGAAACUCACAAGCUAACUGAAGCAUUGGCAGGUCUUGGGUAAAAUACCACUCAUGUUGCUGUGGAACACGUACAAGACUUCAGGGUCUAUUUCUUGGUUCCCUGUAGGCAAAAACAUUCAAGAGGACUGGGGAAUUUGAGUACAUAGGUGAUCCUGAGAGUAACUGUCAGGGUCCAAGUAAAAAUUCCUGGUAGACAUGCACUUCUCAGGCGGUCUAACUGGUAAGACACCAACCAAGUUCUCUACAAGGUCAAGGGGGACUCAAUAAUGGAACAAGUGGAAAAGUACAUAUACGGAUGUGUAUGAUAUGAUGAAAGGAGGAUAUUAGGAUUGCAGGAUAGGAAGGAGACCUGAAGUACUGAGGUAGGAUGUAAAGAGUUCUUUGGGGUGGCAGGUGAGGGAGAGGCUGCCAACACCCUCCUGAUUGUUCCCUCCCACACCCUCAGAAACCAUUUGUGACUCCUCAGUGCUCUGUGCUGUAAGCCUGUGGACUAUAUAUAUUGCAUCUGCACACUCAGAGCUCAGUUGCCUACAGGCAGCAUUGUGAUUCAGAAAAAGGAUUUUCAAAACGGGAAUGUUUUCCUUUUCUGAAUCGCGAUACUGAACCAUGUCUGAGCUCUGUCUCUACAUGCUUAGAGACUGACCCUAACUUUACCUGUCUGUUUAUGUGUAUGGAGUGCUCCUUCUGCUCCUCUUCUAUCUGCUGGGGAUUCCUUUUCUACAUUGGAGAACCAAAUAAUCCAUCCACAAUUUAAGGAAUUCUGGGGGAGCCCAUCAACCCAGAUUAUUAUGGUUUCCAUUUCUUAUCCCAACUUCCAAGAGUGUGGUAAGAUCAGAGAGACACUUAAGAUGGGAAGUCUAAGGCUAUCUGAUGUGGUGGCGAGUCUUCAAUAAAAUCCCACACUCAGGGAUUCUCUCAUCCUACAUUGUGUUAUUUAGAGAGUAUGGGAAUCCAUAUGACAGAAGAAAGCUCUGUAGCUCCUGACCAUGAGUCACAUUCCCAUAUCAGGCAUUAGUCGACCAAGUCUUCCUUUGUGUUGGGCGAUCUGGAGCACAGUGUUGAGUGUCUGCGAACAGACUGAAGUCAGAGCUAUGUCAUAGGACACAGGGUCCUGCCCUGAGGGAACACAGAUGUGAGUUCAGGCUUCAGGUUCUAUGUCCUCCUUGAUCGAAGGACUUCUGACUGAGAAUAUCAGCUGUGGGCCUCACAAAGUCGUCCUUUCAAUUAUCCAGGGGUCAGGGCAGAGCCAAGAGGAGGAGGAAAGGCGGGCCACUGAAAGACUACAGAUGCUACCAGGGAGAAGUGGAGAAGACACGGAAACUUCUCGCUGUUUUAAGAAGCGUCAGGGAAGAACCAAGAGGAGGAGGAAAGGCCGGCCACUGAAAGGGUGGAGAACUUGUCAGAGCGAAGUAGAGGCGGCAAGAAAGGUGCUUUCUCUUCUGCAGAGCCCCCUAGGCCGGCAUCAUGAUACCACCCACUUUCGUCAUCUGUUAUGUCCAGACCCCUCCUGUGAGGUGUGUAAUAGCACAACUGCUGAGGUCAAUCGUCUGCUGUUCCCAGAUGCCCUGGAAGAUGCUACUCCCUCUGUGAUCCCCUUGGAUUCCACAGCUCCUGUGAUUGACUCGUCAUUCACUCCUGUCCCUCCAGGAGACCUAGUGUCUGCCCCUUUGCCUGAACUUUCCCCAAAACCCCCUGCUGUCUUCUCACCUAGCCCAAUGAUCCCGUUAGCUCACUUUUUCUUACCCUCACCACCCAAUCAUUCUCUGCCCCUAGAGCCAAAAGCCUUGGAAUCUGAAUUCCUAGCAGACCAUUCCACUUCACCCCAACCUUUUGCCUUUCCCUCUCUCCUACCACAUGACACUCAGAAUGGAGAUCUUAUUGUCCAACCAGAGGCCACUUUACCUCUGAAUACCAUCUCCCCUUUUGACUCCACCAUUUCGCAAGAUAUUAACCUCUUACCAAAUCUGUCCCAGAAAAUGAAUCCCAUUGAUUCAUUCUCUUGUCUUCAUGCACCACAAACCCUGUCUGUUUCACCACCGCCAGACUGCACUUUAGCUGUGACUCAAUCUAAAUCAAUUCCUGUCUCACUGAAGCCUGUUCCUGAGAAUGUGUUUCCAGAUAGCCCUGGCGGGUUGUCCACCUGUGUCCCAACAAUCAGAAGUAGUGACCGUCCAAAACCGUCCAUUUCAGAAUUCUCCUGUUGGCAGGCUCAUGCCAACAACAUGUUCUUCCCCAACAUCUCACACUCUGAUUUUCAGCAAGAGCAAAACCAUCUAACAGAAACCUAUCUCUGGAGAGACUCUGCCGUCAAGCCAAAGCAGGCCAGUGGAUUUUCUUUCCCUGGCCCUAACUUCCAGGAAUUCUUAGAGACACAAAUGAAAAGGAGAAUGGCCUGCCAGAUUUCAGAGAAGAAAAAAAGAGAGGAGGGACCAUUUUCCAAACACAUGUGUUCAGAAUACCAAUGGACAUCUUUAGGGAAUUCUUUGCAGCCACAUGAUGUGCAGGUCACUACAGCCCCCAAAACUGGCUGGAACUCUGAAGGCAGACCAGAGCAGCUGCCUUUUUGUCAGCAGCUCCUCUAUGUCAAGUCUCUGGGAGGAAACUUGCAUCAGAAAUACAGCCAGCUCUUCUGGGGUCUUCCCUCUUUGCACAGUGAGUCCUUAGUAGCCACUCUCCUGGUUUCUAGUAGUACUUCCCCACUAGAGUCUCACUUUGUCUUAUUCAAUGGAAUUCAUAAUACCUCUACAGUCGAAAUGCGGGAACAAGAUUCUCCACCACUUCCUCAUUCCCAUCCCAUUCUUCUGCCCAGUGUACAUCCCCCAGCCUUGCUUCAAUCCCUGUCCCAAUCCCAACCCUUCCCUUACACUCAGGUGAACCCCCAGGCCCACUUUCAAUCCCACCUCCCAAUCCUACCAUCUUCUUCUUCAGCCCAGAUAAGGGACUGUGGGGUAUCUUUCCAUCGAUCCAAUAAUGAGUCAGACUCUCAUAUCUUGACUGAAAAUCAACACCUGGAAUGGUACGUGUUGCAGAAGCAACAGGAAAGCCUGUGGGGUUUAGUCCCUGUGUUCCAAAACCCCCCAGAAAUCAUUUUUCCUCAAGCUCCCAACUUUCCAUUGGUUAGCUGGUCACCCCAUGCCUAUGUCCCAGUCUCAAUCCCUCCUGGCCAUUUUCAUAUCGCCUGUGAGCCCCAGAAGACCCUGGAGUUACAAAGGCCAAGGAAGGUAAUCCCACGCUGGUGCCUCCACGCCUGUAGAAAUCUAGAGUCUCUAGCACUGAUGGGGCCUCAGUGUAAACUAACAGUAAUGUCUCAGCAAAAGGGCAGACAUGUUCACUCACAAUUCUCUGAGCUUCAGGCCUAUAGUAGCAAGGAUCUAGCAAAGACUGAAUGUAGUCUCCCAAGAAGUUUCCAUGAGAGGCUCCCAACAAAGUUCCCGCUAAGGAAGGACCUGAGGAGGAAUCUUGGGUAUAUCCUAGAGAAGAGCCCAGAAGACAGCCCACAUAGGGUCUCAGAAUGCUAUCUAGGGAAGGGUCCGAGGGCUGCCCUGGAGACAAAAAGUAACUGUAGGUGUCAUUCAAGGAAUCACUCAGGGAAUGAAUUAUUAAAUGUCUCAACAAUAGACACAGACCAGAAUCACACGAAAAACAUCCUUAGAUUACAUAUGAGCAGGAAAUUUUGGCAGAUCACUGCAGGGAGGAUUCCUAUAGGUGUGUGCUAUUCAUGGCUGGCUGAUGACAAUACAUUGCCUUUUUCUGGGAGUUUUCAGACUGAGACAGAAAACACAAAUUCAAAAAAGACAAUGAUGAAUACAGCUUAUUGCCAGAUUACCCCUCUAGAGCUUCCUUUUCUUGAUCCCAGAAUGCGACAGAUGCUAGAGACCCAUAUUAUAAGAUUUCGCAUGAGUCAGAGGUGGGGUCUACCUCUCAGGGUUCUUAAAUCCAUAAAAUCCAUAGAUAUGUUGAGGAAAGCCAAAACAUGGCCUGUUCCCCAAAGUGCCUUUUCCUCCUCAGCCAUGCUUAUUUCUGGGGUGGAUUCCAAAGCUGAGGUUUCUAAAGCCCUUGAGGGAAUCUCUAAACCUAUUUUUGGAGACAGGGUGAGAACAACAAAUUCAGCCCUCACCCUUGAUCGUCCUCUCCCUGCUAUGCCAUCUGUAGGCAGUGAAGGACAGGGGGUCCUGAAGGGAUCACACUCGGACACUGAUCAUAAGUUUGCAGAGGAUAUCCAGACAGCCGAGGGUGGCAGCCAUAAUUUUCAAUCCCUUACACACAACAUCAAAGUUCAAGUGAGACCCAGUGAGACUACAUCAGACAACACAUGUGGCCCAGAGUUGUCCAUGAGGCAAGCUGGGGCUGGACAUGAGCCAAAGGAUGAAGACCUGAGUUCCAGCGACAGAGUAGAAACAGUUGAGGGCAAAGUGAUGUUGGAGAAGAAUUUAGAACAUUUUGCUAUGUCCAACUUGUCCAGGGGUAUAUCUGACACCAAGGAGCUCGGUACUCUUCAAUCCCAAUCUCGUGACACCCUGACAACCAGUGAAGAGUUGGGAAUCUCCAAAAUGAUAAAUGUCAAUAUGAGUAAGGUAGAAACUGCCCUGACCAAUGAAUAUCCCUCACCAAAUGUACUGGUUCCCCAACAUUAUGAACUAUCAGACGUUAAAAGCCUGCUCCUUAGUGAGUUAAAGUGCAAACUGGACACCGGGGAGCAUAACCAGGCUCAAGGUCAUCCCACGAACAUGGCCAUUACUUCAAAUAGCUUGACUUCCAAGGGCUCACUGACUCAGUCCCAGAGUGUCUGCAGCAGGGACGUGGAAGCUUCCCAGAUGCUGCAUGUCCAUCUGGAGGAUGAGAGGAUGAGCACAGAGCAGCAGCAUGAGUCCUGGGAUUCCAGGCAAACCUCAUGUCAGUGCCAGCCUAACAAUUUCCCACAGACAAAUAGUGCAGAGAAAGUGAGACCUCAGGGUUCCAAAGCACGAAAACGUAAAGGUGUGGUUUCAGGAGUAGGGACACCUGUAGCCAGAAAAGAGAACCACUGUGUUGAGGACGCAAAAUUAGACAGUGCUUCCCCAUCUCCGUCACAGAAGAAACAGCUUCCUCGUGAACGUUACCUCGGAGAAAUGAUGAGGCAAUGUUUUCAGUGGUUCAGUUCCAAGAAAAAAAUGAUAGGGCAGGAAAGUCCCCAGCCAAAAGCCAAGUUCAUGUCAGCCUUCGUGCAGCACCAAGGCCUAGUUGAAAGUGUGGCUACUUCUGUGAGUGAUGUGCCUCCUGAAGCUCACAAGCCCAUGACUACCACUGGGAAGAUUCUAGAAGAGAAGAUGGAAUGGAGGUAUGAAUCUGAGGCCUUAGAGGUAAGCCAGCAGCAAGAGGAACUAGAGGCCCAGGUAGUGCUUGACCCACAGCAUGAGAAACAGGCAAGUAUCAAGACCUGCAGUGAAGAUGCUGUCGCUGCUGACCAGGGAUGUCUUACAAGUAUCCAACGCAACAGAGACAGGGCCGGACAUCCCCAGAAAGCUGUGAUCUUCAAGGACCAGCUAUCGGGCCAGAGUAAACCCCCUUCUUCUCUCUCCCUCGGGGAGCCUGUGCGUCAAGCAUGCCAGGUCCUUCCGGCCACCCUCAGCCCUGGUGAAAGUACUGUGUUUAGUGAUUUGACUCUUCUACUCAAGCAGAAAAUGCUUCACCAGCACUUCCAGGAAGAAGACCUUCUUUAAAGAAAUCAUUCCAUCCUUGUUGAGAAAGCCUCACAGUUUUCAUGUCAAUAUGUCCUCUGAUGAGAACCACUUCAGCCCAACGAAUAAUAUUAAUCCUCCUCAAUAAAGGUUUCUUUAAAUA